Messenger RNA from Melitaea cinxia (Glanville fritillary), 801 nucleotides. RefSeq lists its product as uncharacterized. The transcript has a single exon. NCBI's taxonomy places the organism in Eukaryota, Metazoa, Arthropoda, Insecta, Lepidoptera, Nymphalidae. Bases 1 to 801 code for a protein of 266 amino acids. The record is from RefSeq and is a predicted model, not a curated record.
AUGCGGUUUGUACACCAGGCUUUUGCGGGUACAAAUAUAAGAUCCAACGAAUACAUAACAUCAGUCUCAGACCGCAUAGAUUUUCUGAAGCAAAAACUCUGUGCAUGGGCAAAACGCAUAAAGAGGUAUAAAAAACGCAGGGAUCGAUAUCAUCAAAAUAGCAUAUUUCAAAGCGACCAACGAAAGGUAUACAGGAAUUGGGAACAGUGCACUACUAAUGUGGUCAAUGGUGAUUUACCAACCCGGGAAUCGAUAAAUAAUUUUUGGCGAAAUAUUUGGUCGAACCCCAUUGAUCACAUUGAGAGUGAUUGGAUGGAUGUUGUCAGAAGGAGGUGCAGCUCACUUCCACAAAUGGAACAAAUUAAGAUAAAUUCAGAAGAUAUAAGUUAUGCAAUCCGUUCAACGUCGAAUUGGAAAUGUCCUGGACUGGACGGAUUGCAUAACUUUUGGCUUAAAUGGUUUCAUAGUUCGCACCCCAUCCUGGCAUCACAAUUCCCAAAUGCAAUUUCUACUAAUUCAUUACCAAAAUUUAUGUCGACUGGUACCACAUUCCUGUUAUACAAAUCGGGAUGUACCGCUGAUCCUAAAAACUACCGCCCUAUAACUUGCUUACCCACCAUCUAUAAGCUACUUACAUCUGUUCUCGUCGCAAAAAUUACAAAACAUAUUACUACAAAUAAUAUUUUGGCUACGACUCAGAACGGAUGUAAGUCUGGUAGUCGUGGUACCAAGGAACUUCUCCUUGACCAUAUGCCAACAGGUACGUCGAAACCGGAAAAAUCUGGCUGCCGCUUGGAUUGA